AUGGCGAGUCAAGAAGAAUUCUUUAGGACACAGAUAUUCGGAACAGUAUUUGAAAUCACGAAUCGAUAUGCGGACUUGAAUCCGGUGGGAAUGGGUGCUUUUGGUCUUGUAUGCUCUGCGGUCGACACAUACACUCAGCAGCAGGUGGCUAUUAAAAAGAUUAUGAAACCAUUUUCUACCGCUGUGCUUGCAAAGCGGACUUAUCGUGAAUUGAAAUUGUUGAAGCACUUGCGACAUGAGAACUUAAUUUGCCUUGAGGACAUAUUUCUGUCUCCGCUGGAAGACAUAUAUUUUGUUACAGAGUUACAGGGGACUGAUUUGCAUAGGCUGCUUCAAACUAGACCUCUUGAAAAGCAGUUUCUCCAAUAUUUCUUGUAUCAGAUUUUGCGUGGUUUGAAAUACGUUCAUUCUGCAGGGGUAAUUCACCGUGAUUUAAAACCCAGUAAUAUUCUUAUAAAUGAAAACUGUGAUUUGAAGAUCUGUGACUUUGGUUUGGCCCGUAUACAAGAUCCACAGAUGACGGGUUAUGUGUCUACAAGGUACUAUAGGGCGCCUGAAAUCAUGCUUACUUGGCAAAAAUACAACGUCGAAGUUGAUAUAUGGUCUGUAGGAUGUAUCUUUGCUGAAAUGAUCGAAGGUAAGCCGCUGUUUCCAGGUAAGGAUCACGUGCACCAGUUUUCUAUCAUCACACACCUGUUAGGCUCUCCUCCGGCCGAUGUGGUUGACACUAUCUGCUCUGAAAAUACGCUGAAGUUUGUUACUUCUCUCCCCCAUAGGGAACCUGUGCCGUUCGCAGAACGUUUCAAAAAUUUAACAUAUGAUACUGUGGAUUUGCUAGAAAAAAUGCUAGUUUUUGACCCAAAUAAGAGGAUUACGGCUGCUGAUGCACUUGAUCAUCCAUAUCUUGCUUCAUAUCAUGACCCUACUGAUGAACCGGUGGCUGAAGCCAAAUUUGAUUGGAAUUUUAAUGAUGCAGACUUGCCUGUAGAUACCUGGAGAGUAAUGAUGUAUUCAGAAAUAUUAGACUUCCAUCAGUUGCCUGACUCUCAAAUAAAUCCAAAUGAUACAUUUGAUGCUCAAGUAGCAGCUGCAACAGCGGCUGCAGAAGCCGCUAGGCAGUUACAACAACAGAAGGAUCAACAAAUGCAAGAGGAAAAAGAUCAGCAAUUGCAGCAAUCACAGCAACAGAAGCAUGGAGGUCAGCACCAGUCGCGGCUACAAGCUUGCCAGGAUCAUAUACUGCAGCAACCUCCACAUCAAAAUCAUCAAGAACAAACUAUAAUAAAUGCAGUUAAUACUGCCGGUCCAGAUAUCCCCUUUACUGUUUCUACUACUAGUGAAACUUUGAAUAAUUUCGCUAGUCAAGCCGACCAAUACGUUAAUGAUUUUCAAUAG
Molecule: messenger RNA, 1395 nt
Organism: Eremothecium sinecaudum
Lineage: Eukaryota; Fungi; Ascomycota; Saccharomycetes; Saccharomycetales; Saccharomycetaceae
Gene: HOG1
Product: mitogen-activated protein kinase HOG1
Exons: 1
Coding region: 1-1395 (464 amino acids)
Biological process (GO): osmosensory signaling pathway; cellular response to oxidative stress; stress-activated MAPK cascade
Cellular component (GO): nucleus; cytoplasm
Molecular function (GO): ATP binding; MAP kinase activity
Source: RefSeq, a predicted model, not a curated record